Magallana angulata is the source of this 6123-nucleotide messenger RNA. Its product is annotated as multiple epidermal growth factor-like domains protein 6. Lineage: Eukaryota; Metazoa; Mollusca; Bivalvia; Ostreida; Ostreidae. The transcript is spliced from 16 exons. Gene Ontology annotation, molecular function: ATP binding; scavenger receptor activity; protein kinase activity. Gene Ontology annotation, biological process: protein phosphorylation. Bases 252 to 3875 code for a protein of 1207 amino acids. The record is from RefSeq and is a predicted model, not a curated record.
UUAUUUUUAAAAUUUUACAAAGUAUUUGAUAAGUUAUUGGUUAAGGUUGAUAGUUUAAAAACACAAACACAUUAAAUUUUCCUAUAUGUAUCAGUUUUUGCACCCCUACGUGGACAGUUCCAAAAGAUCAAAUGGCGGUUUUUAUUGAAGUAAUUUUCCUCGCCGAACGAAAUUAGCCUACAGACAACAGAGUUCUGCUAGAUGGAAAAUAAUCUCUUUAUGCUGUUCAACUCCGACCAAAUUAAUGAAAAAUGACAGAACCAGCUAUAAAUGAGGAGACAGAAUUUUUUGCUAAUGAAAUUGAAUCUGAGAAAGCUUUGACUGGUGAAGGAGAUUUUUCUGAAAAGCCAUUAGAAGAUGCCAAGGAAAUCUGUAAUUAUCAAAGUGGCGAAUUCAGCAGUGCGCAUGUGUUUAAAAUUCCAGAGAACAAGGGUCUUACAAGGCUAGAAAUACAGGAUGCAGCCAAUAACAUCAUUGAAGCAACAAAUAAGAAACGAAAGAGAGACUCUGAUAUGUUGAGAGACUUCAAAAAGACAGCAGAAUACCAGCUCAGCGCAACCCUUCUUGAAAUGCAGCACCACAUUCACAAGGUUUAUGAAAGACAGGGGAAAUUAAUGGAGGAUAAGAUGCAUGAAUUGAUGGCACGUCUGGAGAAGAUUGGAAAGCUGGAGCAAGAACUGGGGGAGUUCAGGAAAGCCCUGCAGCUCCUGUAUCAUGAUAUGAACAAGUCAGAAUGCAUGGUUGGUGAAUGUAUGUAUGGGAAUGACUUCUGCAUUAGUGGCAGGGGGUGUCUCUAUGGAUGUCGGCAGGGGUACUCUGGCAAGAAUUGCGAUAGAACUUGCUCCUCAGGUUGUGUGGAAUGUCUCUGGGAUGGUUAUAAUGAGACCUGCACUAUGUGUAAACCUGGUAAAUAUGGUGCAGGCUGUACAGAAUACUGCAGCAAGAACUGCAAAAUUAACCAGACGAAAUGUGACAGGUUUGGCCACUGCCUUUAUGGCUGCAAUAUUGGCUGGAGAGGAGAAAGAUGUGAUGAGCAAGAUUGUGAUUUUGAAAAUUGUGUGAGCUGUGGCGUUACCAAUAACUACAUUUACUGUUCAAACUGUACUAUGGGAAAGUUCUGGAACAUUACCUCCCAUUCUUGUGUGAACUGCAGUGAUUUCUGUAAAGGAGGAAGUCUUGCCUGCAAUACUACAACAGGAGUCUGCUUCAAUGGCUGUAAGCAUGGAUACUUUGGUUACAACUGUGAUAAAAUAUGUACGAUAGACCACUGUAAUGAAUGCAAGGAAAACUACUACCACAGAAUGGACUGCUUGUCAUGUGAUGAAGGGUAUUACUCAGAGAAUUAUCAAUGCUUGCCCUGCAGAGGACACUGUGGCAAUGGAGAGUUCUGUGAUAAAAAUACAGGAGUGUGCCAUAGUGGUUGUGCACACGGAUGGUAUGGAAAGUAUUGUGACAGAGAGUGUCUGAUCGAGAACUGUACAAAAUGCUCUGAUCAGGAUUAUCCACAAAUGGUUUGUUUGAACUGUGACCAAGGGUUUCAUAUGUCAAUGAAUGGAUUAAUCUGCAAGGAAUGUAGCAGUCACUGUAAGGGGGGUCAGUCAGCCUGCAGUAACAGUGAUGGCAGGUGUAGAGAUGGCUGUGAGAUGGGAUUCUAUGGGGAAAGUUGCGAGACGAAUUGCAGUGCAUUCUGUGCUGGUGAUGGCUCUUGUUUGAUGCAAGAUGGUUAUUGCACAUAUGGAUGUCUAAAAGGCAUGUAUGGCAAUCAGUGUGAUAGGAGGUGUCCCACAGAAUGCACACAGUGUCAGGUAUAUAUAGACACAGGGAUGUGCUCAGAGUGUUUUUCUGGAUGGUAUGGAACAGUUUGUGAACAACAAUGCAGUCAGUACUGUAAGAGAAAUGCUUACAGUAAUUUCAUUCACUGUGACAAAGACUCUGGGAGCUGUUUGGAAGGUUGCCUGCCUGGGUAUUACGGUGAUUUUUGCAAUUUUACCUGCAGUGAGCAUUGUUCAUUGAAAGAGUGCUACAGAGAGAAUGGAAAAUGCAAGUAUCCCUGCAGUCCGUUCCGUUUUGGGGACUACUGUGAAAGUACUUGCCCUAAAAACUGUAAAUAUCAGUCACCUGACAGAAAGGCUUGUAAUGAAAUCACUAUGAUGUGUGUGUACGGAUGUCAGGAUGGGUUUUAUGGUGACUACUGCAAUAAAACAUGCCCUCUUAACUGCGAAAAAAGUCAGUGUGAUAGGGUAUCUGGGAUAUGUAAAGACUGCAUACCAAAAUUCUAUGGACCUCAAUGCAACAUUACAUGUCCUGUAAAUUGUAAUAAAGACAUAUGUAGUCGUUAUGAUGGAUCUUGCACCCAGGGAUGUUCUUCUAAUAUGUUUGGAAAGAACUGUUCCUCUCGCUGCAGUUCUUGGUGUCAGGGGGGCACCUGCUUCCACCAAAAUGGCUUCUGUGACCAGGGGUGUGAUGUUGGUAGGUAUGGAUUGGAGUGUGAAAACACAUGCAGCUCAAAUUGCCAAGGUGCUUUUUGUGAGCAGAUGUCUGGAAUAUGUACCAAUGGAUGCUUGGAAGGAUGGACAGGAGACAAGUGUGAUAAAAAAUGCAUACCUGGCAGUUUUGGACCUAACUGUGAUCAGAGGUGUGGAGUGUGUAAGGACAAUGAGGCAUGUGACUAUCGCAAUGGAGCGUGUCCCCAGGGCUGUGCUGAGGGGUGGACAGGGUCAACUUGUCAAAUGGCUCUCAGAAGCUCCAAUAGCUUGAAAGAUAAAAAUGCUGACACCAUGGCCAUUGCAGGAAGUGUGACAGCAGCCAUGUUGUUGACAAUUUUGACAAUCAUCAUUGUAACAAUUAUUGUCAGGCGGAAGCACAUGCAUCUCUGUGCUUCAUGUACAAAACCCCAAAAGAGCACUAAUGUCCUUGAAGAUGAAAACCACUCUCCAGAGACUUUUGGAUUCCAAAUGGAGGGUGGCACUGCUAUAAGAAAUGCAGGUAGGGAGUUUUUAUCCACUGGUGGUCAGAGAAACUUGGAUCUGCAUUUUCUACAAGUCUCCUCGGAGGCCUCAUUCCUCCAGAUGCCACUGGACAUUUCACUACGCAAUGGGGAAUACAAGCAUCACGCUGUGCUUGUCAAGUGUCUAAACAGAGAGCGCAAUAAAAACCAGAGGGUCAGAUUUAAGAAUGAAGUGGAUAUUCUACGGUCUCUGGAAGAUGUGAAUAGCUGUUCUAAUAUUUUCCAUUUUUAUGGCUAUUGUGAGGAUGAAAAGUUUGAAUACAGUGUCUUUGAGAAGUGUGACCAAGGGGACUUAAAGCAGCAUCUGAAACAGCUUCGGUACAGCUCUGAGAACCCUCCUAAUGUAACAUUCAGCACCAAAUCUACUGAACUAAUCACACAUGCUCUCGACGUUUUAGCUGGAAUCAUCUACUUAAAGGAGAAAAAGAUAAUACAUAGACUUGUGAUUCCAAUGAAUGUGUACCUGUUUUCUAAUGGAAGAGCUAAACUCGCCAACUUUUACUUUGCCAUCAGCUCAUCCUCAGAAUCUCAGUCAGAUCCAGUUCCUAGACAAUAUUACCCAUGGCUGGCUGUGGAGUCCAAGAGACAAUUGAUAUAUUCUAACCAAAGUGAAAUAUGGACAUUUGGGGUCCUUCUGCUGGAGAUUGUUAGCCUCGGAUACAGUUUUCCUAGAGAAGAAGGGGAAUUCUACCUUAUACCUCCAAAGUCAUGUGACAAGAAGUUAAAUUGGUUGAUGGAAUCUUGUUGGAGCAAAUCUCCUGCUAGCAGACCAUCUUGUCAGGAAGUGUACAGUCAACUUCAGGGUAUCAGACAUCACCUGGAAGUUAACCAGGAAGAUGAUUCGAUUGUCAUGACAACCAUGGUGUAGGAGGAAAUGCAAUUUUUGAAGCUGGAUAUUCAGACCUUGUUCAGAAAUCUACACAGAAACAAUUUCUUCCUAUUUCCUCUGCAUUGCAUCAUUACAUCUGUCCUCCAUCUAUUUUUUUUUUCUGCUUUAAGUGUGCUUUUAGAUACCAGACAGUCCCAAGUCCCAUCACUGUUUGGUGUGAAGGCAAUAUAGGGGACUUCGCCUUUAAAUGUGCUAGUACCACAUGUCCCUUUACCAAAACAAAUUCACUAUGAGUAUUGCCCUGACAAUUUGUAUUAUAAUUAUUCUUCAACAUGUUCAGUAUUUUAGUAUAGAUCAGGAGAUGUCCAAUGUUGUUAUUGUAACCAAAAUGUUUCUGUGUUGUUUUUGCUCUGGAAGGAACUAUAUGUACAAUGUACAUGCAUGCACUGGAACUACAUGUACAUAAUGCAAUGCCUGUACAUGUAAGUAAACUUGAUAUUGUGUGUGCCCCGGUAAUACAGCGCCAAGGGCUUGUGUUCAUGUCUUAAAAAGAAACCAGUUUAAAGCAUUCCUUUAUUGUUUUGUCUGUACAUAUCAUGUAUAAUCAGGUUAAUUUCUUUUUUACUUUUUUAUUGCAGAUAUUUUAUAUAUGUUCAUAUCAACAAAAGAGAUUUUAUUUUUCUUAGUUUUAUCAGUGUGUUAUGUGUUUGUCAUUUGUUCUGUUUCUUUCUGAAUGGUUUGACAUUUUGUUGCACCAUUUGAUUACUUAUAUAUUUAUAUAUGCUUGAUGUUGUGCUUAUACAUGUAGACACAUAGUUACCAAAUACAGCAUAUAAAAUUGAUAUACUGCAAGUGUGUUACAUUUGGCUGUGUAUUCUAGUAAAGGUCUUUGGCAGGAAGCAGUUUAUGCCAAAUCAUGUACAUUGCUAAAUACCAUGCAUAUAUGUAUAAUGAUACGUCCAUGUAGAAAAAAAAACAUGUUAAUUCAAUUCCUUGCUGAUAUGUUGAAAAAUCAAUUUCUGCAAAGUAUUGUACACCUAAAUAAAAUAUGUUCACAGUAUAUAAUUACAAAAUGAAAUCAGGUUUAUAUUCCUGACUUAAUGUUGACAUAUGGUGCUUUAAUUUACUUGACUAGCAUGAUGCAAACUACUUGAGCCAAUAAGGUAUUCAUGUUUCAAUCUCUUUUAUGUGAUUACUGUAUACAGGAAAAUAUUCACCCCUGUUUUAUUUUUGCCCCUUUGGGCCUUAUCAGGGAGUGAAUUCAAAAUGAUUUUUAAAUAACUAUGUUAAUUAAAAUAAGAAUUUAUCAUACAUUUUGUAUGGAUGAAUUCAAAAUGGAGCAAUAUGCAGUUUGCAAAAGUAUAAGGGCAAAAAAAAGGCACGAGGCAAAAAAAAUCUGUAUACAGUACUGUUGGUUGUUAAAUUUUUCUACAUGCCUGUAUUAUAAGUGAAUUCCUAUCAUGUUGUUCAAAUACUGAUGUUUUCUUGCAAGGUAUUAUCACUAAAUCAUAUUCAUUCUGAGGUUCUUAUUUUAAAGGAUAUAUUUUUGUACGACUGUAUAUCUGGAGAAGAAAACAUUUCUGUUUUAAAUAGCACUUUAUAAUAUCAAACUUUGAUUGUAUAAGAUUUAUGUAAUAUACAGGUUUCAUAGUAGUACUCAAGAAUAAAUAAAUCCAGAGAAUUUAAUAACUAAUGCAAUAGUUAUAUGAAAAUGUUUAUUUGGGUUAAAAAAAAAACUCAAUUCUGUCGUAAAUGUGUUUGGAUUUUGUUUUUCAAUUACCAUAAAAAAGCCUCUAAAAUAUAUUUAAGAUGCCAUUCUUUUCAUUUACAUGUCAUUUUAUAUGAAUGGUAAAUACAAAUUUAACACAGUCAUUGAUGUAAUUUCUGAUACAUGUACUGGGAUAAAACUGUGGCCAUUUUUAUUUAUCUCCAUUUUGCCUCUUUUUCAAUGUGAAUUCUCCAUAGGGUUAAUUCAAAGAUGGUGUUAUCUUUAUCUUUAUACACACUACAUUAUGGCCGAGAGAUUGGGUAAAAACAACCCUGUAUGCAGUAUUCUGUUUCUAGUAUUUUGUUUUCCUUUUUCCUAGUUCAUUUAAUUUGUUAAUAGACAAUCCCGAAUUGUCAUCAUGCCUAUCUUGCUCAUUAGCUUAUUACAAGCAUUCCAACAAUUAUAUAUAUAUAUACAUGUAUAACAAUUUCAAUUACAAAUGUAAUGUGAGUUGUGAAUGUAAUGGUUGUGACAGAAAGAGAACAGAAUAAAUAUUCAGGAACUGAAUUCAAAAGUUUG